CGUGCGUGCUAAAGAUCUCAUUCAUUCCAGCUUCUGCGCCCUCGAGCUCAAGCCGCGCGCAUCUUUAUUCUCUUGGUUCUUGUGCAUAUUUGUCAUGGACGGACUCAGCCGCGCAUUUCACUUCAUCGUCGAUCCCUUCCAGAGUGAGAAGAAGCCCGAGAAGGAGGCCACGGCCCCCUUUGACCAGCCUUACCUUGAGCCAACGCGAUGGUUCCUAACUGAGGAAGAGAUGCGCACAUCGCGCGACGGGUACCAGCGUGAGGGCAUCCAUCUCUACACUAAGGGUAACCGCGUUAAGCUCUACGUGGCCUCUGCUCCUUACUUCAGCGACGUGGCCGACGACAUGCUGGAGGUGCGUCGUGGAGACCUGGUCUACCUCACCGGCUGGGGCACGUGCAACGUUCCUUUCAAGCCCCACGAGCCCGGCACGAAGUUCUCUGAGCUGGCCGAGCACGCCGUUAAGCGCGGCGCCGACUGGCGUAUGCUCGUGUGGUCCAAUAUCACGGAACGUGCGCAGAACCACGAGCUGCGCGAUCUCAUCAAUGCGCUGCCGCCUCCAGAGCAGUACGGCCCCGCCCGCUUCGUGUACGACGACCGUCUGCCGCACGCCACGUCGUCGCACCACCAGAAGUCGGUGAUCGUACGCAAGGGCCGCGAUCUCGUCGCCUACGUGGGCGGUGUGGACCUCACCAACGACCGCUGGGACACAAUUGAGCACGACCAGGCCGAGCUGCGGGAACGCACAGGCAUCAAGUGUCUGUGGGACGGCUGGCUGGAUGCCCACGCCCGCAUUGAAGGCCCUGCCACUAAGGACGUGGCUCAGAACUUCUUCGACCGCUGGAACUCGGACAAGAAGCCGUCGCAGGACCUCAUGGACGACCUGCUGGACUUCGAGAACCCGGACUUCUCCAAGCUCCCGCCCAUUGACGAGGGUGAGAUUCCGCUCGACAUCCCGCAGGAUGGCACCCACGCCGUCCAGCUGUGCCGUACCUUCAGCCCGGACUACGAUCACUACGACUUCGCGCCGCAGGGAGAACAGUCCAUCUUCCACGCUCGCAUUAAGGCCAUCCGCAACGCGCAGAACUACAUCUUCAUCCAGGACCAGUACUUCAUCCUGGUGCCGGAGCUUCUGGACGCUAUCAUGGAGAUGAUGCCCAGCAUCGAACGCUUCAUUGUCAUCGUGCAGCGCACUGUUGAGGCUGGUUACACGGGUUACGCCAAGUACCUCUAUGACAUGGUCGCUCCGAUCCAGAAGGCGUACCCGGACAAGUUCAAGCUCUACACGACCAAGGAGUCGAAGCAGCUCUACAUCCACAGCAAGCUGGUGAUUGUCGACGACGUGUACGUGUCGCUGGGCUCGGCCAACUGGAAUCGCCGCAGUAUGACGAGCGACACGGAGAUCGGCAUCAACAUCGUGGACACGGAGCUGGUGCAGUCACCUGACAACAUCACGGUGAACAAGCUGGCGCGUAACUUCCGUAUCCAAAAGUUCAUGGAGGCGACGAAGCUCACGUACGACAAGCUGGACGCGAUGACUUUCUUGGAGGCGUGCGACGCGCUGGAAGCUGCGGCUCAUGAUGAUGGCAUCAGCAUCAUCGAGCCUUACUCCGUGGAGGACCAGGCGCACUUCGAUUUUGUGCCGGACGCUCUGCGCCAGAUUGUGGAUCCGGACGUUGAGGAAAACUAAGCGUCUCCAGACUGUGUGGUGGUUGCAUUUUUUUCUGUAUAAGUUUCCGCUUUGCGAGGUUGUUUUCUUGCUCUUGUGUGAGAUGAUAGCUAUAUUGCGUCCAUCAAGACCGUGAAGAGCGAUGCAAUAAUAAAAAACAAUAAAAAAAAAAAGAUUUGGGAAUGCAUGUUGAAGAU
Messenger RNA from Phytophthora nicotianae INRA-310, 1863 nucleotides. RefSeq lists its product as hypothetical. Gene Ontology annotation, biological process: phospholipid catabolic process. The transcript has a single exon. The coding region runs from base 95 to 1687 and encodes 530 amino acids. Gene Ontology annotation, cellular component: plasma membrane. The record is from RefSeq and is a predicted model, not a curated record. Lineage: Eukaryota; Oomycota; Peronosporomycetes; Peronosporales; Peronosporaceae. Gene Ontology annotation, molecular function: D-type glycerophospholipase activity.